UUCGCAGACAUCAUCCAUCACACCCUUCCUCCUAGACUGAGAGUUUGUAUAGCGAGCUCACAAUGCUGACAGCAACGCAACCUCUAGCUGCUCCAAGCCACAAUGGGCGCCCUUCUUCUUCCCUCACCGGUAGAGUCUCGUCAGGCUCAGGCCGGUGGGUGGCGCCGCCGGUGCCCAGGCGCAGCAGCACUCGACGCACCGUCUCCAAGGUAAGCUGCAGAGUCAGCCCCGGCGAUGGGAAUGGCGGUGUACUCACGAUCGAUGCCCCCCGCCGCGAGCUGCGCGAGCGCGAGACCGAAGUUGAGAUGAAGGCCGUAGUGAAGGUGCACCUGAAAGAUAAAACUGUAUUUGAAAGUCCUUUCCUCUUUUCCCGUUUCUUGGGAAAACUGGUGCAUAGACACUGGCUUUUCAUCGAGUUCGUCAGCACAGAGGUUGAUCCAGGAAAGGAGGGCGAGGGGAUUAAAACAGGCCAAGUGGAAGCCAAGUACGUUUCCAGUGAAGACGAUUUCUGCAUAUUCGAGGCCACCUGCCGAGUGCCGUCCUCGUUCACUGUCGGCGCCGUGCUCAUCGACAACGACCACGAGCACGAGAUGUUCAUCAAGGACGUCGAGGUCUUACGCGAUGGCGACAAGUCGACCGCCGUCUACCUCGACUGCGAGUCCUGGGUCAUUGAUAACGAGAAAAAUGGCAACGACGACAGGCGCGUCUUCUUCCCUCUCAAGUCUUACCUGCCGUCGGAGACGCCCAAGGGACUGCAGAGGCUGCGCAAGAGCGAGCUCGAGGCCAUCCGCGGGAAUGGCCGCGGCGAGCGCGUCAAAUCCGACCGCAUCUACGACUACGACGUGUACAACGACCUCGGCGACCCAUCGAACCCGCGGCCGGUGCUCGGUGGAAGUGCAGAGUUCCCUUACCCGCGACGCUGCCGCACUGGCCGCCCCAAGAACAACAGAGAUUCCACGGAGACACGGGUAAAAGAGGCGAGUGACAUUUACGUGCCCCGGGACGAAGCCUUCUCCGAGAGCAAGGAGCAGGCGUUCAAGACCAAAGCGACAUUGGGAGUGCUGCACGCGUUCCUGGAGCUCAUGAAGACCAAGGACAAAAGGGAUUUGAGCUUCCCCUCCCUGGCGGCCAUCGACGCGCUUUUCGAGGAGGGUUUCACGAACGCGCCGCCGCCAAAGGAAGGGGGCACUGUGAGGGGCUACACCUUCUCCGUGCUUAAAGAGGAGCUGGGCCACUUGUUCAAGGGCGAAUUCGGGGCGAUGAAGCAUACCUUAGACAAGAUCUUGGACUUCGAAACUCCAGAAAUUCGUCAGAAGGACAAGCUUGCCUGGUUCAGGGACGAGGAGUUUGCACGGGAAACCCUUGCAGGGAUGAACCCAAUGAACAUCCAACUAGUCACGAAGCUACCCAUUGAAAGUCAGCUCGACGAGAGCACAUAUGGCCCACGGGAAUCUCUUCUCACCAAAGAGCUGAUAGAAGACCUGAUAAAUGGGGUCAUGACAGCUGACGAGGCCGUUGAGAAGAAGAAGCUGUUCAUGCUGGACUACCACGACGCGCUGCUGCCUUACGUGCACAAGGUGCGCGAGCAGGAGGACACGACGCUGUACGGCUCCCGCACGCUCUUCUUCCUCACCAAGGACGGCACGCUCAAGCCCAUCGCCAUCGAGCUGACGAGGCCCAAGUACAAGACUGGUAAGCUGCCAUGGCGCGACGUCUUCACGCCGGGCGGAAGCGUCACGGAUUCCUGGAUGUGGCAGCUCGCCAAGACCCAUGUCCUGGCUCACGACACGGGCUACCACCAGCUCAUUAACCACUGGCUCAGGACGCACUGCUGCGUUGAGCCCUACAUCAUCGCGGCGCACCGGCAGCUAAGCGAGAUGCACCCAAUCUUCCGGCUGCUGCAUCCUCACUUCCGGUACACCAUGGAGAUCAACGCCCUUGCUCGAGGGAGGCUCAUCAACGCGGGCGGAACCAUCGAGACCACCUUCUCGCCCAAGAAGUACAGCAUGGAGCUCAGCUCAGUGGUUUACAAAGACUUUUGGCGGUUCGACAUGGAGGCCCUGCCCAACGAUCUCAUUCGGAGGGGCAUGGCGGUCCAAGGCAAGGACGGCAAGCUGGAGCUUACGAUCGAGGACUACCCGUACGCCAACGACGGCCUGCUGAUCUGGCACGCCAUCGAGGAGUGGGUGUCAGAUUACGUGAAGCACUACUACACGACGACGGCAGACAUCAUCAACGACGAGGAGCUUCAGGGCUGGUGGACGGAGGUCCGCACGAAAGGCCACGAGGAUAAGAAGGACGAGCCGUGGUGGCCGGAGGUAAACAGCCACAGGAGCCUCGUCCAGGUCCUGACAACCAUCAUCUGGAUCACCUCUGGCCACCACGCGGCGGUGAACUUCGGCCAGUACCCCUUCGCCGGGUACUUCCCGAACCGCCCGACCAUCGCCCGGCAGAACAUACCUCGGGAAACGGGCUGCCAGGGCAUGAGCGACUUCGUGACGAACCCGGAGAAGGUGCUGCUGGACACGCUCCCGUCCCAGUUCCAGAGCUUGAUGGUCCUGGUUGUGCUGGACCUCCUGUCGUCUCACUCGCCGGAGGAGGAGUACAUGGGAACGCACGAAGAGCCGGCUUGGGCUGCAGAGGAGGGAAUCAGGAAGGCGUUUGACACGUUUCGAGGGACGUUGAGGGAUAUCUGGGAUCAGAUCGAUGACUGGAACCAGGACUCACAAAGGAAGAACCGGUACGGACCCGGGGUGGUGCCGUAUACGCUGCUCAGGCCGUGCGACGGCGAUCCCUUCGACGAGAAGUCCAUCAUGGAGAUGGGUAUCCCGAAUAGCAUCUCCAUUUGAUAGCCAGUAACUAAUGUCUUCUAGUCGGCCUAUAGGUGACUGUGGUCUUGUAAAAAUUCAGUCAUCUCACUAAAUAACGAGAUUGAGUUUCUGAAAACAUUCUUCAAUGGAUUUUCAUGUCAGCUCCUUUUUUAUUAUGUUCCCACAUAAGCAGCAGGCCGGAUACUGAUUUUGUGGAACA
Molecule: messenger RNA, 3030 nt
Organism: Panicum virgatum (switchgrass)
Lineage: Eukaryota; Viridiplantae; Streptophyta; Magnoliopsida; Poales; Poaceae
Product: lipoxygenase 2.1, chloroplastic-like
Exons: 8
Coding region: 63-2849 (928 amino acids)
Biological process (GO): lipid oxidation
Molecular function (GO): protein binding; oxidoreductase activity, acting on single donors with incorporation of molecular oxygen, incorporation of two atoms of oxygen; metal ion binding
Source: RefSeq, a predicted model, not a curated record